This is a messenger RNA of Leptosomus discolor (cuckoo roller), 1264 nucleotides long. NCBI's taxonomy places the organism in Eukaryota, Metazoa, Chordata, Aves, Leptosomiformes, Leptosomidae. The record is from RefSeq and is a predicted model, not a curated record.
GCAUGGCUCUAUCAAUGUGACUGAUUUCAAGUCCAGCUGGCGAAGCGGACUGCCUUUUUUAGCCAUCAUCCAAACCCUGCGACCAGGUCUAGUUGAUUUGGAGAAGGCAAAAGCUAGAAGCAAUAAAGAAAACCUGAAAGAGGCUUUCAGAAUUGCAGAACAGGAGCUGAAUAUUCCACGGCUUCUUGAACCUGAAGAUGUUGACAUUAUGAAUCCGGAUGAAAAAUCAAUCAUGACUUAUGUGGCUCAGUUUUUGCAAUACUCCAGGAAUUUACCUGAGUGUGAAGAAGACAUGCAGGAAAAAGUAAGAGAGGCCAUGAGCUGGUUGGCUGCACAGGAGAAGAAGUUAGCAAAGCUGCUGAUCGACACAGAGAAUGAAACAUAUUACCAGAAGUGCAAAAUUAACAAAUGGAAAGCGAAGCUGGACCAGAUGUUGCCCUCCCCUCUGGAUAGCAUUGAGGCUUGGCUUCAGGAGGUGGAACAUCUGCAGGCAGAAGAUCUGCCUGAUUUGCAGGACCCGUUUAAAGCGAUGCUUGUCUUCAGAGAAAUAAUUGUAAUAUUUAAGGGCUUGAUGGAUUGUUUUGAUUCUCACUUGGACACCCUUCAAUCAUUUAAGAAUGAAGAUGAGAAGAGUACGCCACUAGUCUUGCCUGAAAAAUUCAGCAAUAUUUGUUUCACAAGCUCCAUCACCUUUCUUGAAUACCACUAUGGACUGUGCUCAGCUAUUGCCAAUGAAGUGAUGUUAAAGCUAAAUAUCUGGGACAUGAAAUAUGGGACAAAAGAGUCCGUGGAAUCACUGAUGGAAAAUUGGAAUAAUUUCGUUGAAGAGAUGAGACUUGAAACGCAACUAGAAACUGCUACUCACAUCUGUGAAGAUUUGAAAAACAAAAACAUAACCAAUCCUGACUUAGCUGGAGAUCCUCAAGAAAUUAACAGACUUUUAAAGACAGUGGAGUCAAAGAUUUCUAUGUGCAGAGACUACAUUUCCAAUGUAAAUACCACCCUAAAGAAAGUCCUGUCUUCCUGGAGUAAUUACACAGAAAACAUCCGCUUACUAAAGACGUGGCUCGAAGAAAAACGAAAUGAGCAUCCGAAAGAGAUCCCUGCUGAGAUCCUGGCAAAGUGGAGUUCGGUUCAUGGUUCUUUAAAUGAAGCUGGAAACUAUCUCAUUGAGGUCAGCAAAGAGCAAGUUGGAUCAAAUAUUGCCAAGGAGCUGAAGAAACUGAACAGGAGAUGGGCUAAGUUCAUCAAGAGGACACAGUUU